Molecule: messenger RNA, 675 nt
Organism: Durio zibethinus
Lineage: Eukaryota; Viridiplantae; Streptophyta; Magnoliopsida; Malvales; Malvaceae
Source: RefSeq, a predicted model, not a curated record
AUGGACACCUUAACACUCUUUAAGCCUUCUCUUUCUUCUAGACCUCCAUCUGAUAUGAAUCCACCUCUUGGUGAAAUUGCUCACAGGUUUCUCACGGGUAGUUCGUUGCUUUUGCGAACCACCAAUGGGGUUAGUUGGGCGAUUUUGAAGUUUGGGAAGGCUAUAAAGGAAAGUGCAGUAGCCAAAUUUCUUGUCGAUCGUACUGUCAAAAAUUAUGAACCAAUAAACCUAGAUAUCCCUGAUGAAGAUGUGAUGACUAUUGAAGAAAAUAAACCUAUCGAAGAGUCUUGGAGAAUGUAUUUUGAUGGAGCCAUAAAUGCGUUAGGCCAUGGUAUUGGAGCAAUCUUAAUAUCUCUCGAUAGGCAUUAUUAUCCCAUCAUGGCUAGGUUGAAUUUCAAUUACACAAACAAUGUGGCUGAAUGUGAAGCCUGUGUUAUGGGUUUGCAAGCGACGAUUGACAAGAAAAUCAAAAUGUUAGAUGUGUUUGAAGAUUCAACUCUUGUCAUCUAUCAGUUGCGAGGAGAGUGGGAAACGAGAGAUUUCAAGUUGAUAUGGUACCAUAAGUACAUCUCUGAAUUAUUCAAGCAAUUUAAAGAAAUUCAGUUUGAGCAUCUGUCUAGAAAAGAGAACCAAAUUGCUGAUGCACUAGCUACUCUAGCUAUAAUGUUAAAAUAG